This is a messenger RNA of Lobosporangium transversale, 1051 nucleotides long. RefSeq lists its product as hypothetical. Bases 94 to 999 code for a protein of 301 amino acids. The transcript is spliced from 2 exons. Lineage: Eukaryota; Fungi; Mortierellomycota; Mortierellomycetes; Mortierellales; Mortierellaceae. The record is from RefSeq and is a predicted model, not a curated record.
CCCUUCUUCUACCUCUUUUCUUUUCAUAUCGUUCCUUAUCCUUAGAAUUUUUUUAAACUUCUCUCCUUUUCUGUCCAUUGCCUUCUUGUUCACAUGUCCCAUCAACGUGCAAACUCCGUGUCAGGCUCCUUUAAUCAUCAGUACAAAGGAGACAUGGUUUCAACUGCCAUGCCUCCUAUGUCCCCUACCUCUUCCUUUAAUAACUCUACCUCCGCUGCCUCAGUAUCGACUCCUCUCUCGAUUUCCAUUCCUCGUCAGCGAUCGUUUUCAACCUCAAUUUCAAGAGCUGCAACCUCACCUCGAGCAUUCACGGGCUCGUCUAUUAUCGCAAAUCCGAACUAUGGCUUUUUAAGUUCGUCCGUAGGAACCGCCACCACACCAUUCUCUGCUGCCGCCUUUGGCGCACCCUUGGCCUCACCAACAUCAGUUUCAUCGCCUUCAGGAGCAUCUUCGACGACUAUCCCUUCAUCUCAGUCUGUUCCUGUUUUACACAGAAGGUUUUCAACUAGUUUCAAUCAACUCAAUCAGUUUGUUGGGUCUCCAACCACUACAAAUGGUGGCGUCAAUUCUCAGACUUCUGAACGAGGUCGAAGAGCCAGUAGUUUCUUUGGAAGUGGGUCGCCUCCAACUUCCAUAAAUGAUAUCACGAAUUCUAGUGCUACUAAUACUGGUACUAGUAGCGGUAGUGGUGCUGGAGGAUUGUUUCGUAAAUUCUCGACAACGGGCAGAUCCGCUGGUCAUCCUUUUGACAGAAAUGAUGCAGGCCCUACGAAUUUGGGUGGUCUUCAGUCGAACAAGAGUGGCCAUCACAUUCAUGGGGAGCAAAGCAUGUUUGCACAUGCACCUGACCACGAUGUUAAAACCAUUGCUGUGGACAGUUACGCAGGAAGCAUCCACAAGAAUGCUGAUAGUCAUCUGAAACCUUCAUGCCAGGACAAACAUUCUCGGUCCAGCAGCCCAAUGAGGAGUAUGAUUCUGAACGGACAAAUGCUGGACUAAUAGGAAACCUCUUCCCUUGGUCUUUUUUUUUUGUAUGUCUACAACAAAAAAG